AUGUCGAACAACAUUGUCGGUGAUCUCUACGCUCACAUCAUCAAAGAAACAAUCGAUUCCUCCCGUACAGACUUUGAAGAAUAUGGCAUGGAUGACACGACGCUACAAGAACUCAUGUCCUCAUGGCAACACAAACUGACGCAGCAAGGCGUUGCGCACUUUCCCUGGGAUCCAGCACCGGCACCCGUACCUAUGCCACAAAUCCCACAAUAUGGUGGGCUGCCGCAGGAUCCGAUGGGAGGACAUCAACGUCAACAUCAUAUGCAGAUAAAGUCUGAUCCGUUAGCACUACCUGGAGACCCAAACGCUGGACUCCAAUUACCAGGCGGAAACGGAAACGGAGGAGGUGUUUAUAUCAAAUCAGACCCUGAUGCAGUACCAGGGCAGUCUGUGUUUGAUUCGCAGAACCCUGGUGGUGUGGGUGGUGUUGGAGGAGCGGGGUUGGCGGCUAUGCGGGCGGCGCAGCAUAUCCAGUCCAUGUCUGGUUCGCGGACGAGUACGGCGUCGCCUGGGUUAAUGCUUCCUCAGCACGAUGGUCCGGCCCCUCUACCUCCGACUCGUUCUGUUGUAUCUAUCCCUGCGGCUGCGGCUGCGUCUACGCUGCGUAUGCCCCAACACGACGGACCCCCCGCAGAUUUCGACCACCUCGGCAUUCCCCAACCCCAAAUCAUCAAACCGCCCACCUCCACCUCCGACGACGAAGACGCCAUCAACUCCGACCUCGACGACUCCGAUGACGGUGGCGUUAACUCUGACGGCGAAAACGCUGACGACGAUGAGAAUGCUCAAACGCUGUGGUGCCAAUACGAAAAGGUGCAGAGGACGAAGAAUAAGUGGAAGUGUGUUUUGAAGGAUGGGGUUGUUACCAUUGAUGGGAAGGAGUAUGUGUUUGGGAGGGGGGCUGGGGAGUUUGAGUGGUGA
Messenger RNA from Saitoella complicata NRRL Y-17804, 921 nucleotides. Its product is annotated as transcription factor IIA, alpha/beta subunit. The coding region runs from base 1 to 921 and encodes 306 amino acids. The transcript has 2 exons. Gene Ontology annotation, biological process: transcription by RNA polymerase II; transcription initiation at RNA polymerase II promoter. Gene Ontology annotation, cellular component: transcription factor TFIIA complex. The record is from RefSeq and is a predicted model, not a curated record. Lineage: Eukaryota; Fungi; Ascomycota; Saitoellomycetes; Saitoellales; Saitoellaceae.